CAGAUACUUUCUUCACUGGCUUACUGUUCACAUGCUGCUGUGUUCCUACUGCUUGGGAAUUUGACAGUUUAUACCAAGGACUUACUUUAGAAAGAGUUAGAGAAGAAAUGGAGAAAAAAUAAACCUGGCUGAGUGCUGCAAAACAAGAAUGAAAAGCACUCCAACAUAUACCUUUCUUCAUUGCAAGAUUUGCACAUCUUGUUUCUCCAGUGCUGUCUGUAGCCCCACCUUACCAACCACCCUCCAACAUGUCCCAUGCUUACUCCACUUUGAAGACGCAGCCAGGCACAUCUUACAGUAAGGGAAGCUACAGCAGUCUUUCUUACAACUCAAACCUGAGCAGUUCUUACAUUAGCCCUGAUAAGUUUUCUUACAAAUCUGGACUUUCCAGCACCAGCUACCAGAGUCCUGCCAGAGUCAAGAACUACAGUAUUUCCUCAGAGCUGGAUCCAGGGAGGCAGUACCUGAGAUCAGAUCUGCGUUCUGAUAUACUUAACAGGCGCAGUGAGAGCCUGAGUCGCACAACACUGAAAUCAUCAACCAGUGGACUUAGUGGGGGGUUCUCUCCAUACACUGGAAGCAGCCCAAAGCAUUACCUCUCCACACCUUCUCCAGUGGUAUCAUUAAACAGACGAAAAUCCAGCAGCCAUACAGAUUUGGCAAGAGACUUUAAAAGCCUGCACAUUUCAGAUACCUAUCAAUCUGAUACCAUCAGAAGCACUAAUCUGUCUCGCAGCAGGCAGGACCUAGACAGCCUCUCAGGAUCAUACAGAAGCACCAGUAGGAAUGAUCACUGGGAUUCUUAUAAUGGGAAAAGCAGUGGUGGAAGCUAUGGACUUUCUCGGAGCUCAACACAGGAUGUCAUCACAGCCUCACUGAGGUCAAACAGCAGGAAAAACUCCUUUUCCAGUGAGAAAGAUAAUUAUGUAACUCCAUCACUUAUUAAAGAAAGUAUAAAUUCCAAGACAACUCAGGGACUGGUGGGACUCAGAAACCUAGGAAACACUUGUUUCAUGAACUCCAUUCUACAGUGUCUAAGCAAUACACGAGAACUCCGGGACUACUGUCUGCAGGGUACAUACCGUAAAGACCUCAACUACAGUCGCUCAAAUACGGCCCUUAUGGAAGAGUUUGCCAAACUGCUACAGACAAUCUGGACAUCUUCAUCCAAUGAUGUAGUGAGCCCCUCUGAAUUCAAGACUCAGAUCCAGAAGUACGCGCCACGGUUUGUUGGCUACAAUCAACAGGAUGCCCAGGAGUUUUUAAGAUUUCUGCUCGAUGGACUCCAUAAUGAAGUGAACAGGGUUACCGUUCGCUCUAAAGCUGUCAUUGAAGAUUUGGAUUACUUACCUGAUGAGGAGAAAGGAAAACGUAUGUGGAAGAAGUACUUGGAGAGAGAAGACAGUCGGAUAGUCGACCUUUUCGUAGGACAGCUGAGGAGCUCCUUGACAUGCAGUGAGUGCAAUUACUGCUCAACAGUAUUUGACCCUUUUUGGGACCUCUCCCUGCCUAUUUCUAAGAAGAGUUACAGCGAAGUCUCCUUGCUGGACUGCAUGAGGCUUUUCACCAAGGAGGAUCUUCUAGAUGGAGACGAAAAGCCGACUUGUUACUGCUGCAAAGCAAGAAGAAAAUGCACGAAAAAAUUUACCAUUCAGAAAUUUCCUAAGAUCCUGGUGCUGCAUCUAAAACGGUUCUCCGAAGCACGUAUUAGAACCAGCAAGCUCUCAACCUUUGUGAAUUUCCCCCUCAAGGACCUAGACCUUCGAGAAUUUGCCUUGGACAAUAACAUACAUGCCGUCUAUAACCUGUAUGCUGUAUCAAACCACUCUGGAACCACAACAGGCGGUCACUAUACAGCCUACUGCAAACACCCUCUUAGUGGAGAAUGGUACAACUUCAACGAUUCCCGAGUAACACCAGUUUCAUCCAGUCAAGUACGAACAUGUGAUGCCUAUCUUCUCUUCUAUGAACUCUCCAGUUCUGCCUCAAGAGUGUAACUUUUUGAGUUUGCAAAGAUGUAAUUGUUCAAAACAUUAAAAAAUAUUUUCCAAAAAAAAAAGAACAUCAGAGGGUCUUCAUUGGUCAACCAUUUGCAGUGGAAAUGAGCAGAAUGGUGGAUUAAAGUUUGCUCUUUGGCUAGCCAUUUUUGAAAAUGUUGUCACUGACUGAAGAGAAAGAAAGCAGCAGAUUAGGAGAAGUGAGAAUGACAGAGAUGAAGACUAAUAUUAACUGAGUUUGAAUUAACACCAGCAUUUUCAGAGGGUGAUGCCCAAUUUUGCAGACAUCAAGGUCCAGAUAUUUCAUCAACCUGCUGAGCAGGUUAGUCACAGAUGGCAAAAAAGAAAGGUGUGUUUCUACGCAUGUGCUGAGGGAGUUCUGUUCUACACAUUUGAUGUAAGAAGUCUCAUGCUUGGAAUGUUGAUGCAGCAUGGCCAGUGCUGUUCGUUUGUAAGAUAAUUUUAAGAAAUGGCUAAUAGCGGAGGUGGAUAUAGGAAGCAUAACAGCAACAAAUUGUUACGGUGUGUUUUUGUUACUCGUUCCAAAUCUUGGCUUCACAAACCUGUCUAAAAGGAAUCUCCUAAUGCAAAGGCAUUGAGGUGUAUUUAUUUCAAAAAGUGCAAAUGCAUAGCAGUUCCAUGGGUUUUCGUGGAUUUUAUGUGUAUGAAAAGUAAACUGAAAAUGUACUUAUUCAUGCUAGUCAAAACAGUAGCAGGGGCAGCUAUUUAAAACUCUUAGAUGAUUUGCUAAAAUGUGAAAGUUCACUAAUCUUACUGUUUUGUACUUUGAUGUGUGCCUUCUGUUUUUUUAAAGAAAAAGGGGGUCUGAAAUAAUUUGUAAACUCAGAACACUGUGCCUCUCCUCUGAUUCUUCCUUCACUCAGGGUCUCUUCUUCUUAAAGUGGCUUAAAUGGGAGGUACUUUCAGGCCCCUAACUGAAUGCUAGCAAAGACAAGAUAUGGAACUUGCAAUCCAUUAGGCCUCUUGGGUCAGAACAAAGAGCACUUUGCCCCCAAGUACAGCCUCACUUGGAGAGUUGGGCACAUGGUCUCACACACACACGCACACGCACGCACACACGCCUUAUUAAUUCUGAUUUAUUUUUGGUAAGGAGGCGCUGAUAAUGGAAAGUAAACGGCUUAAAUAGUGUAUGUUUUUUGGUCAGGAAGAAGCCAGGAAAGUGCAAGAACCUUGGCUUGUUCUUCUGUUUUUGAAUAUUUUUACCAAAUGCACGAGAAUCACUGUAACAGUAUUGUAGUUUUCUGCAGAAGAUGACUUGUGUAACAGGAAACACAAUUCUUGUUUACUGUGUAAACUGGAGGAGAGAUAUU
Molecule: messenger RNA, 3328 nt
Organism: Protopterus annectens (West African lungfish)
Lineage: Eukaryota; Metazoa; Chordata; Ceratodontiformes; Protopteridae
Gene: USP2
Product: ubiquitin specific peptidase 2
Exons: 14
Coding region: 249-1997 (582 amino acids)
Biological process (GO): protein deubiquitination
Cellular component (GO): cytoplasm
Molecular function (GO): cysteine-type deubiquitinase activity
Source: RefSeq, a predicted model, not a curated record